CUCUUCACAGCAGGUUUUUAGUGUGUUGAGCGCGACCGCCCAUCCGAAGCCGAGGAGCAGGCUUUCAGCGCUUUGAAUGGGAACUUCUGCGCCUGCUGGGCAGGAGCCAGAGGCCUGCUGUGUCCUGGGCAUUUGCAGAGUCAGACCUCGUGCACUACAUUUGUCAUCAUUAGCCACUGAUGCCUGCACUUGCCUCCCCUCUCUCUGUCUCUCCUCUCUCUCUCUCUUUCUCUCUUCCUCCCUCCCACUGUUCUCUUCUCCCUCGAGCUUUUCUAGCUUUUUCCCAGCUCUCUCCCUCCCUCACUCUCCCUGCUCUUAUAUUUUUUUUGUCUUGUUCCUCCUCUCUCUGUCUCUCUCCCCCUUCCUCCAUUCUUGCUCUCUCUUUUUAUAGUCUUUUCCCCUGCAUCUUAACUCUCUCUCUUCAUUCCUUCCAACUUCCACUUCUUUCCUUCUCUCCCUUCCCUCCUCCCUCCCUCUCUUUUCCUCUCCUGCAUGUGACAGCACCCAUCACCCCUCCCUCUGCCUCUCGUUUCCAUGGCCACAGGUAAACUCUACAUUAGGACACACACACACAUACACAGUGCAUUGGGAGAUAAUGGAAAAGACUUAAGAGACAAAACCUUCAGGGAAUGCACAAGGACACAGUGGAUUUAUUCUGUCUGCUCCAGGACAACUAAUGGUUGUACAGAAACAUGCCACAUGCUCCAAAGACUUCCAUAAACAGUGCCAAACUGCAGACCAAGAGGAGCGCCUGGACCCCCCUGAACCACGCACCUUCCAACAGCCAGCUUUUUGAAGAGAGACGUGUCCUUUUGGCAAAAUGGUUUUCCAUGUGGACAGAGAGUCAGAAGAAGACAAUCCUCCAGGACCUGAUUCAGAGCUGUUCUUUAGACCAGCUGAUGCUCCUCAGUUUCACUGUGAGCAGACGGCUCCCCCUACAGGCCGCAGAUUUCACCUGCAUGCUGCCCCGCGCCCUCAGCCUCUACAUCUUCUCUUUCCUGGAUCCCCGCAGUCUCUGUCGCUGCGCACAGGUGAGCUGGCAGUGGAAGAACAUCGUGGACCUGGACCAGCUGUGGAUGGUGAAGUGUUUGAGGAGAGGCUGGUUUCUGGACUACAGCCCAAUUCAGUUUGAAGUGAGUGUGUGGAAGAGACACUACAUCUCCACUGUACAGAGGCUCCGGAGCGCAGCCGUGCAGCAGCAGCAGCAGCAGCAGCAGCAGCAGAGCACAGACCUGCCCACAGCCGACAGUCCUCAUCAAGAACUGUGUUUAGAAGAUGCUCUUCUCAGUGAACCUCGUCCAGAGUCCAACAACAGCUCCACAAAAAAACAAAAACAAACCAAUAGGACGUCUCUGUGUCUGCCACCGUGGAGAGACACAGACCGCAGACCCAGAGACAUUGUACGGUUCAACUACCUGGACAACUCGCACUCUGUGGAUGAAGCUUGGACAGUGAAAACUCAAAGACCAGCUUCAAAGUGCAACAGUUCCACCUCUGCUCCUCUCUCCUCCUCCAAACCAGAGCUCAGAAACAAAACACUGACCGAUGCCCAUUACAAACUGCGCAAAGCCAAAUCUCUGAUGUUCCUGUCAUCCAAUUGCAGACUGCCUCCAUCUCCUCUGAUUCCUCUGGACCAAUCAGAGCCCAGGAUUCACAGCAUAGAGGAAUCAGUGAAGAAGCUGCUGAGGGAGUCCCAGUUUAAUGCAGGGGUCCGUCCAGGUCCCGUCAGGUCCUCUGUACCUCGAAUGAGCGUGCAGGGACUACGGACGGCCCAGAGAUCACACCGCAGCAUCCCCAGUACACCAUUAUUGGAUUUCAUUCAGCCUUGGACUGUGAGUUCAUUGAACACAGAGCUGUGACGCCCCUUUUUAAGGAAUUACAGGAACUACAGCCAAGUUGAGAGCAGCUGAGAUCUCACAU
Boleophthalmus pectinirostris (great blue-spotted mudskipper) is the source of this 1920-nucleotide messenger RNA. It is a transcript of the gene fbxo16, whose product is annotated as F-box protein 16. Lineage: Eukaryota; Metazoa; Chordata; Actinopteri; Gobiiformes; Gobiidae. The record is from RefSeq and is a predicted model, not a curated record. Bases 693 to 1859 code for a protein of 388 amino acids. The transcript is spliced from 10 exons. Gene Ontology annotation, molecular function: protein binding.